UUGGUAGUUAAGUUAUAAUUUAAACGUAAAUUAGUUGUAACAUUGUACGUACCAAAAUCGAAAUUUCUCUAUAAAUAUGAUCUUCUCUCUCAUUCUUAAGAUGCACAAAAAAAAAACAAAAAGAGCAAAAAAAAAAACGGGAAGUAGUUAAAAAAAUGUCCGAAAAUAUUUAUGCGCUUCGGAGUUGGAUGUAUGCGCAUAAAGAUUCAACAGGAAAAGUAACAGACGAAUUUCUGAACGGAGCAGAGAUAUUCAUGUACCAGGCCGGACAGACGCCUCUCACAAAGGAAACGGGUAAAAUGUUCUGUCCAUGUCGUAAAUGCAAAAAUACGAAGUUUGCUGCUAGUGAUACCGUUUGGAAACAUAUAGUAAAUAGAGGAUUUACUCCACAUUACUAUAUUUGGUUUAACCAUGGAGAGGGUGAUAAUAGGAAUGAAGCUAGUGGUAGUAAUCAUGUUGAAAAUGUUCGUAACAGAGAUGAACCACAUUUGCCUUCUGAAAGUGUUAUUCAAGAAAAUCAUAUGUUAGAUCAUGAUAGAAUGCAUGAUAUGGUUACUGAUGCAUUUCGUGAAACAACAUCAGUAAUAGAGGAGGUUGAAAAUGUAGAGGGGCCUAAUUUGGAUGCAAAAAGAUUUUAUGAAAUGCUAGCAGCAGCAAAUGAGCCAAUCUAUGAAGGUUGUAGAGAAGGUCUUUCUAAAUUAUCUUUGGCAGCUAGGAUGAUGAAUAUCAAAACUGAUCAUAACUUACCUGAAGUUUGUAUGGAUGCAUGGGCUGAGUUGUUUAAAGAGUAUUUGCCUGAAGAUAACUUGUGUGCUGAAUCUUAUUAUGAGAUUCAGAAACUUGUUCAUAGUCUUGGCUUACCUUCGGAGAUGAUUGAUGUGUGUAUAGACAACUGUAUGAUAUACUGGGGAAAAGAUGCAGAAUUAUUAGAGUGUAAAUUUUGCAAGAAGCCAAGAUAUAAACCGCAAGGACGUGGACGAAAUAGGGUGCCGUACCAGCGGAUGUGGUACUUACCAAUCAAGGAUAGACUCAAGAGAUUAUAUCAAUCUGAAAAGACGGCAGCGUCGAUGAGAUGGCAUGCAGAACAUGAUCAGAAGGAAGGAGAGAUCAAUCAUCCCUCUGAUGCCAAAGCGUGGAAACAUUUGAAUAAUGUCUAUCCUGAUUUUGCAAGCAACCCCCGCAACGUUUAUCUUGGGCUCUGCACAGAUGGCUUUAGUCCAUUUGGAAUGUCUGGAAGACAAUACUCUCUCUGGCCAGUCUUCUUGACGCCAUACAACCUUCCACCAGAGAUGUGUAUGGAAAAAGAAUUGCUUUUCAUGAGUAUAUUGAUACCUGGACCAAAACAUCCCAAAAGAUCCCUUGAUGUUUUUCUACAACCUUUGAUUGAAGAAUUGAAGGAAUUGUGGUCAACAGGCGUGCAGACAUAUGAUUGUUCAACGAGAACAAACUUUACAAUGCGAGCAGUUCUACUGUGGACUAUUAGUGAUUUUCCUGCAUAUGGGAUGUUGUCGGGCUGGACGACGCAUGGGAGGCUAUCUUGUCCAUAUUGUAUGGGAAGCACAGACGCAUUUCAGUUGAAGCAUGGUAGGAAGACGUCCUGGUUUGAUUGUCAUCGGAGAUUUCUUCCCAUUAACCAUCCAUACCGAAGGAACAAGAAACACUUUCGGUCAAAAAGGAUAGUAAGGGACACCGCUCCACCAUAUUUAUCUGGAGAGGAAAUCGAGAAGGAUAUUGAUUACUAUGGUGGACAAAGCACAGUUGUCAAAGGCGGUAAUUGGCAUAAUCCUCCGAAUAUGCCUAAUGGUUACGGGACUCAGCAUAAUUGGCACAAGAAGAGUAUAUUUUGGGAACUUCCAUAUUGGAAAGAUCUGCUGCUGCGCCACAAUCUGGACGUGAUGCAUAUAGAGAAGAACUUCUUUGACAACAUCAUGAAUACGUUGUUGAACGUCCCUGGGAAGACAAAAGAUAACAAGAACUCAAGGUUGGAUUUACCUGCAUUAUGUUCUCGGAUUGAACUGCAUAUUAUGAACGAUGGGAGAAUUCCAGUUCCCAUUUUCAGAUUGUCAGCACAAGCAAAAGCUGCGUUGUUCAAGUGGGUGGCGUCAGAUGUGAAGUUUUCUGAUGGAUAUGUUUCAAAUCUAUCAAGAUGUGUUGAUCAUCAGGGACAAAAGUUUUCAGGAAUGAAGAGUCAUGACUGUCAUGUUUUUAUGCAACGACUUCUGCCAUUUGCACUUGCGGAGUUGGUUCCAAAAGAGGUUCACGAAGCACUUGCAGGUAACAAAUAAUUAAAGUUAUUAUUUCUUCUUGUUGGAAAAAAACUUAUGAUUGUAAAUUAUGUGUAGGCAUCGGAGCUUUUUUCAGAGAUCUUAGUGCACGCACCUUAACUGUAGACGUCAUCACACAACUUGAUGCGAAUAUCCGGAUCUUGAUGUGUAAUUUGGAGAAAAUUUUUCCUCCGUCCUUUUUUGACGUCAUGGAACAUCUGGUUAUCCACCUUCCGUAUGAGGCAAUGCUACGUGGACCUGUUCAUAAUGGAUGGAUGUAUCCUUACGAACGAGCUAUGAAAUAUUUGAAAGGCAAAGCAAAAAAUCUGGCAAGGGUAGAAGGUUCAAUAGUUGCUGGGAGUUUGAAUGAGGAAACAUCUCACUUUACGUCCUACUACUUUGCGUCACAAGUCCGGACCAAAAAAAAGAAUACGAGCAGAUAUGAUGAUGGUGGUGUUAUGCCGACAUAUAUUGUUGAAGAUGUUCCAGACAUAUUUACUCAGAUUGGACGGCUUGGUGGAAAACUAAAAGAAGUUUGGUGGUCAAGUUCUGAAGACGCACAUAGUGCCCACACAUAUAUACUUCUUAACUGCGAGGAGAUUGAAUCAUUUGAAAGCGAUUUUGUUGCCCAAGUCGAAGAAGCUAUACCAGGAAUAUCAACUGCUGAUCUCAACAAAAGGAAAGACCAACACUUUGUGAAAUGGUUAAAAACGCAGGUACGUCGUGUAUCUAAUUAAUUAACAUGAAAAUUAAUUAUAUGAUUGGUUAAGUCUUUAUACAAAUAAAUGUUGAUGUUCCAGGUUGAUUAUGAUGAUCAAUUUUAUCCUCAAUGGUUUCACGAAUUGAUACAAGGUCCGGUCGGUAAGGUCACCAUUGCAUCUAUGUAUUUCACAAGAGGAUACACUUUUCACACUUACGAAUAUGGAAGUCGACGAGCAACAAUGAACUAUGGAGUAUGUGUGAAAGGUGAAACAGAUUUCUAUGGAAUCUUAAAAGAGAUCAUCGAAGUGGAGUUCCCCGGUGUAGUGAAGCUGAAAUGCGUGCUCUUCAAAUGUGAUUGGUUUGACCCCACAGUCAAUAGAGGUGUUCGAUAUAGCAAGUUUGGUGUUGUUGAUAUAAAUGCUUCACGGAGGUACAACAAAUUUGAACCCUACAUAUUGGCUUCUCAAGCAGAUCAGGUUUGUUUUGUUCCAUACCCGAAGAUCAGACAAUCUGGAAUAUCUUGGUUAGCAGCUAUAAAAGUUACACCUCGGGGCAGAGUUGUGAAUGAUGACCCACCGCCAUUACAAGAAGAUGCAGUAAAUGAAGUUGAAGUACCCGAACAAGUAGAAGAUGAUAUCUUACUUAUUGAUCCGCAUAAUCCGGGAUACGAAGAACUUCCAGACGAUGCAACGAAUGAAGCAAAUGAAGAUGAAUUUGAAGAAAAUGAUGAAGCGGAUGAUGUUUCUGAUGACGAGU
Messenger RNA from Raphanus sativus (radish), 3722 nucleotides. RefSeq lists its product as uncharacterized. NCBI's taxonomy places the organism in Eukaryota, Viridiplantae, Streptophyta, Magnoliopsida, Brassicales, Brassicaceae. The transcript is spliced from 2 exons. The record is from RefSeq and is a predicted model, not a curated record. The coding region runs from base 156 to 2285 and encodes 709 amino acids.